Messenger RNA from Myxocyprinus asiaticus (Chinese sucker), 2183 nucleotides. RefSeq names its product transcription cofactor vestigial-like protein 2. The coding region runs from base 115 to 1146 and encodes 343 amino acids. Gene Ontology annotation, cellular component: nucleus. The transcript has 4 exons. Gene Ontology annotation, biological process: regulation of transcription by RNA polymerase II. NCBI's taxonomy places the organism in Eukaryota, Metazoa, Chordata, Actinopteri, Cypriniformes, Catostomidae. The record is from RefSeq and is a predicted model, not a curated record.
CGGCGCUUCUGUUUUUUUCUGUGUGUACACACUGAACCGCCGCUUUAUUUCAGAUGAAGCGUCCUCUCAUUCCGUUACUAAGGUUUUAUACGUGAUACAACAGCUGUCUUCGCCAUGAGCUGCUUGGAUGUAAUGUACCAAGUUUAUGGUCCACCUCAGACUUAUUUUGCCGCAGCAUACACACCUUAUCACCAUCAGAAAUUGGCAUUUUACUCAAAAAUGCAAGAAUCACCAGAAAUGGUCAGUGGAAGCAGCUCAUCUUUUCCCAACCUCUCCGGGCUACCCAUAAAAGAGGAGGACUGCACCCAGGAGAAAGAUCACCCGCCAGAGGCCGAGUACAUCAGCUCUAGAUGCGUGCUCUUAACCUAUUUCCAGGGGGACAUCAGUUCUGUGGUGGAUGAACAUUUCAGCCGGUCUUUGAGUCAGUCAAGCAGCUAUGCACCUGGAUCCAUCAACAGCAAAACUGCGAGAGGUACAUCAUCCUGGAGAGAAGGAUCAUUCCCUAUGAGCCAGAGGAGCUUCCCUCCUUCGUUCUGGAAUAGCGCCUAUCAGCCAUCAGUCACUGCAUCUCUCAGCAGCACCCUGAGUACCUCCCACACCGAUCUUCCCUUCCCAGCAGACCCCUAUUCCACUACCCCCCUACAUAGCCACCUUCACCAGGCCACCCCAGAACCCUGGCACCCUUCUCACCACCAUCACCCUUACUCGCUCAGUGGAGCUAUCAGCACCCAGGCAUCCGCAUACUCACGACCCUCCAUGCAUGAUAUGUAUGGAACACACUUUGACCCCCGUUACGGCUCUCUGCUUGUUCCCUCGGUGCGGCCGCAUAGACUGCCCCCAGCUACGGUACCCGCACCUGGAGCCUCACUGUGCGAUAUCAGUAAGAGCGAACCAGGCAGCUCAGCAUGGACCGGAGCUUUCACAGCAACAAGCUCUGACAUGGGCCAGAGCCUCAGUCUGAACAUGGAUGCAGGUGUGAACUACAGUACAUACAGAGGUCAAAAAAACUCGGCGCUUCACCCUCUGCAGUGGGACCAUCCUAAGCUGAACAUUAAGCAGCAGGGGAUAAUAUCUCUCCAAACCAUUUCAAGAACCAUUCGGAUGACUCUUGAGAAAGAAAAGACAGUAAAGAGAAAGAAGCAAUGAGACUAAACAUGAGCUUUCCAGAAAUAUUUGGUGGUGCGAUUGGUAGCUGCUCUCACCCGUCCAUGCCCCCCACCAACCGAAUGCUCUCAGCAAAACGGACCCAAAACAAACUGAAAAAGAACAGAUAUGUCUUUUGCGGGACAUGUGAGAACGGAAAUGUGGCGGGCGUGUUAUAUGAAGACUUUUCUUUUGACUAGAAAUGAGAGUUUCGGAUCAGAUAACAGCAUUCCCUAUCAUGACAGAAGACAUAGAGAGGCUAUUUGAAGCCACUUGACUCUAUCUAUAUUGCUUUCAGCACCUGUCAUGGACAACUGUUGUGGAACUUAGCAGACGCACACACAUUGGCAGUUUCACUGUGCACUGUUUGACCAAGCGAGUGCCCUGGAUUUCAUGAAAGAGGCAUUUUGUUGUAUCUGGACACAGCAAGAGGGAACAACUGGUUUGGCAUUUAAUUUCUUGGGAGGUGUGAUGUUGCUAGGGAAGUGUGGGCUUGUGUUGCUGUUUGACAGGAAGUGGACAAACACCAUUUAGCUGUAUAUAUUAUUGUCUAUUUACCUCUCCUUAUUCUAAUAAACAACAGAGCAGUUGAAACUAGAUUUACAUUUUCUAAAGGAAACCCAGUGCUUGCAAGGCAAACAAAGAAAAGUGUAAACGUGUCAGGUAAGCUUAUAUUUUAGGCUUUGGUUCUGCUGCUUUAUUGAACGAUAUUGAUUUUUUUUUUUUUUAAGAUAUGACCGAUAAUUUGUUUACAUGUCUGAUAACUGAUAUGCAGAACUGAUAUUUAAUAAUUGUUUUAUUUAUGGCUUUUUGCACAAUGGUAACUAAAAAAUCUACAAUAAGACUACAAAAAUAGCAUAAGCCUACAAAAAUUUUAAUAAUAAUAAAUCAUAAUAAUAUAAGUGAUCUGGCAAUAGGUGGUUUAACAGAUACAAGCAAGACAAGAUCAAUCACAAUUUAGUAUGCAAAUAGAUGUUAGAAAGAAGGCCAAUCGGAAUUCAUAAUGCAAAAAUUACAUUGUUGUCGGUUAGAUUUUGAUC